ACAAAGCACCCACAAAGAAAUAUCCCCAAACCGCAACAGAAUUCUCCCUGCACAGGCUUGGGUAUUUAUACCCAGGGGUAGGAACUGAUUGGUGGGUUCGUAUGCAAAUAAGGGAUACUGAAAGUGACAAAUGAGGGAUGCUGAAAGUGAGAGGGGCGUGUCCAAAAGAGAGGGGCAUGUAGGAUGAACACUCCCGCCAGUAGUUCUCACUCAGGUCCGGGGAGGGUUUUACCGAGGCAGAAGGUAGAUGUUGUGGCUUGUCAGCUCAGGCUUGUCCCGAAAUGGCGCCGGAUCGCCAAAAUGAAGUUGGUCGUGUCUAUCGGUGUCAAUCAUACGUAUAUCCACUGCCUGACGGGUAGCACGUACUCAAUAAACGUCCGUUUAACAAAGGAAAGAUCUAUGGAAGGUAGGCGGAGGAUUAUUACUCACAGGGGUCUGCAGGGGCUGCUGAAGUCAGAGCGAGCGAUGAUUGCAGACAAGAGGAUCGUGGAGGAAGCGUGAAGAUAUGUUAAGAAAGUAAUAUUGGAUAUGCUGUUGAGACGUAGGGAAAAGCAGAUUUCUGGCUUAGGUAUCUGGAAGAUUGUUGGUGCAAUUCAGGGUAAGAGAGUAAAGAAAGGGUAGGGGUUGUUUGGAUGAGUUCGCGGUUGGUUUGGUCGAGUUGUUGGGACAAGCAGGUUGAAGUAUCCAGUAAGUAGCUGGGUAUAAGGGUCUGAGCUGGAAUGAAUCUGGAUGUUAGUUGAAAACAUGGAUGUGGGUAAGGCUUCCGGAAAAGUGAAGAAUGGAGGAAUGUGGGGGAGGGGCCAGUAGGGAGGCACAGCCCAGGUGGACACGCGGAUUUAGGGACAGGCAGAGGAAUAGGAGAAUGAGGAAAGACGGAGGGCGACAUUUUGAAAGCCAAGUUUCAAGGCAGUAUCGGACGCCUCCUGGAGGUCAAAAGGAGAAUGACAAGUCUAAUCUAGCCCUGGGUCCAACUAGACCCCGAAGAGCGGAGGCGGGUGGGGAUGGGGCAAAGCCACACCGCGGGCAACAACUACGUUGAAAGCCGAUGGCCUUAGUAGUACUGUACUCUUUAAUGGAGUUUGGCUUUGAGGAAGACAGAAAGGGAAAGGUUUGGAGGAUAAUUUAUGGCUCAAGGGGAUAAUCAGCUUCAGAAUCCGGUACCCUUGACUGGUAGUUAACUCGUCUGCUGGAGGCUCUCUGCAGUCCUUUUGGGCCCUUGGGAUUUCCCUCGCUGUAAGCUGGGGGGGGGGGACCUACCAUCCUAAACUGGAAGAAAAAAUUACCAAUUAAAAAAAAAAAACAGAACAGCGUUUCGUUUGAAAACCUCUUUAAAAAUCCUGCCAUGCAAAUAAGGGGCUUUAAUGUGGCUCCCAGCGAUUGGUAGGCACUUAAAACAAUCCGUCAUUUCCUCGUAGUGUAAGAUGCAAACGAAGAGUCUGCUUUCAGCUUCCCUAUUGGCUGUUUGAUCGGGCUCCGCUUUUAGCCAAUCAAACGACUUUCCUUCACCCCUCCCGGUAGCUCUUAUAAAUCACAUCAAACUCGUUAUCCUUUUCAUAUCCUUCUCCUUGAAAAACCAGCCGUAACUGCAUAUUUACCCGUAAUGUCAGGACGCGGAAAGCAGGGGGGCAAAGCUCGCGCUAAGGCCAAGUCGCGCUCAUCUCGCGCUGGCCUUCAGUUCCCGGUGGGGAGAGUGCACCGCCUGCUGCGCAAAGGCAACUAUGCCGAGCGGGUGGGGGCCGGCGCGCCGGUGUACCUGGCGGCCGUGCUCGAGUACCUGACCGCAGAAAUUCUGGAGCUGGCGGGGAACGCAGCUCGAGACAACAAGAAGACGCGCAUCAUCCCUCGCCAUUUGCAGCUAGCCGUAAGAAAUGACGAAGAGCUCAACAAGUUACUUGGAGGUGUCACUAUUGCCCAGGGCGGCGUCCUGCCCAAUAUCCAGGCAGUCUUGUUGCCCAAGAAAACGGAGAGUCACAAACCUGGCAAGAAUAAGUAACUAGGGAGGUUGACACCACCCCUACUCACCCCAAAGGCUCUUUUAAGAGCCACUAAAGUAUCAAGUAAAGGGCUGAUCACGAAACAGCGCAUUAGCUCUUUUUUUGAGAACUUGGGUGGCUCUAAAAAGA
Molecule: messenger RNA, 2123 nt
Organism: Vicugna pacos (alpaca)
Lineage: Eukaryota; Metazoa; Chordata; Mammalia; Artiodactyla; Camelidae
Source: RefSeq, a predicted model, not a curated record